This is a messenger RNA of Penaeus indicus, 1512 nucleotides long. RefSeq names its product alkaline phosphatase-like. The transcript has 8 exons. Gene Ontology annotation, molecular function: alkaline phosphatase activity. The record is from RefSeq and is a predicted model, not a curated record. The coding region runs from base 1 to 1512 and encodes 503 amino acids. Gene Ontology annotation, biological process: dephosphorylation. NCBI's taxonomy places the organism in Eukaryota, Metazoa, Arthropoda, Malacostraca, Decapoda, Penaeidae.
AUGAAGGGAGAGCGAAUGAGGGAGAGCAAGAGAAAUAUAAACGGCAAGAGCGACUUUUUUCUUUCUAAAUCCAAAUCGAUCUCCUUCCAGACGUACAACAUCGACGCCCAAGUAGGAGGUUCCUCGGCCUGCGCCACCGCCCUCAUGUGUGGCGUCAAGGCAAACGUCAACACUGUAGGCCUGGACAGCACCGGCAAGUUCGAGGAUUGUAAAUCAUCAUACACGGCCGGCGUCUCCUCGAUUAUCGACUGGGCGCAGAAACAUGGCAAGAGCACGGGCAUCGUGACCAACACCCGCCUCACCCACGGCACGCCCUCGGCCCUCUACGCCCGCUCGCCCUCGAGGUACUGGGAGGACGACGCCAAGGUCCCAGUACACGCCCAUGCAACCUGCAAGGACAUCGCGCGACAGCUGGUUGAGAACGAGCCAGGACGAAAUAUCAAUGUCCUGCUGGGGGGCGGCCGGCGUCACUGGAUCCCGAUGACGGAGUUCGACCGCGAGGAGCGAGACCAGCGAGGCCGAAGGACCGACGGGAGGAAUCUUCUCGACGCCUGGGUUCACGACAAGAAGGCCCGAGACCUCAACGCCGAGUACGUGUGGAAUAAGGCGCAGUUCGAGGGCGUGGACGCGCGCCACACGGAUUACCUGCUGGGAAUAUUCGGUUACUCUCACUUGGACUUCGAGGUCGACCGGAACAAGGGGCCCUCGGGUGAUCCUUCACUUAUGGAAAUGACGAUGAAAGCCAUUCAGAUCUUACGUAAAAAUCCUCAUGGAUAUUUCCUUAUGGUAGAAGCCGGCCGAAUAGAUCACGCCCACCACCACAACAACGGGCGGCGGGCGUUGGAGGAGGUGUGUGUGAUGGACGACGCUAUACAGGCCGCCCUCAACACGACAUCUCCCACAGACACUCUCCUCGUCCUAACAGCUGAUCACUCGCACGUGUUUACCUUUGGAGGCGAUAACACUCCCCGGGGCCAUCCUGUGACGGGGUUUGACAGAAAGCUUAGCGACUUGGACGGGAAACCCUACACUACCCUCUUGUAUGGCAAUGGCCCAGGGUACGCUCAUGCCACGCCCACGGGAAGGCAGGAUCUCACGGGGUUCAACACACAGGAUAUCAACUUCGUGCAACAGGCUGCUGUUCCAAGGAAGUACGAGACGCACGGCGGGGAGGACGUUCCCGUGUACGCGUACGGGCCCGGGGCGCAUCUGUUUACGGGCACGAUCGAGCAGACGUACAUCGCGCACGCCAUCGCCCACGCCGCCUGCAUCGCCGACGACAACACCCACUGCGAGAAGCCGCCCAGCGACGACGCCUGCGCCGUCGCGCCCAACCCCGCCCCCGUCCCGACCUCACGCCGCCCAUUCGGCCAGAUCUCGCCCACGGUGGCAGGCCAGAAGCACGCCCGAGACCCAUGGGCGUGGAGUGCUGGCUCGUGGGCGUGGGCAUGGACGACUCACCACGCCCUCGUGCUGGUGAUGCUGCCCCUACUGGUGCUCGGGCUCCAGUGA